AUGGCUUCUUUUGUUGCGACACAAAGGGCCCGAGCCGCAGUAUUUGGAAAGUCCUUUCGUCUAACUCAGACGAUGUUUGGGGCUCGCAGCGUCACCACACGCGCAACUUCCUACACGCUUAACACUGGCGCGAAGAUCCCUGCACUGGGAUUUGGCACAUUCCAAGACCCGGAUUCCCAAGAAGACACUGUUAGCCUGGCGCUACGGAAAGGCAUGCGACUGAUUGACACUGCCUGUGUCUACAACGUCGAAGAGCAAGUAGGAAAGGGGAUCAAGAAGAGUGGCAUUCCCCGCGAGGAGAUCUUCCUCGGCACAAAGCUGUGGUGCAACGACUAUUACCCCGAUGACGUGGAGCGCGCUGUGGAUGAUUCACUGCGUGACUUGGACACACCAUACGUGGAUCUCGUGUUGAUGCAUUAUCCUUGCACCUUCAAGCGCGGCCCUGAUCGAUUCCCACGAGACGCGGAAGGGAGGAUGAUUGCGGGAAAGACAGACUUUGUGCAGACAUGGAAAGCAAUGGAAGAAGUGGUCAAGACAGGCAAGGUCAAGGCCAUUGGUGUUUCGAACUUCAGCAAGGGCGAGAUCGAGACUUUGCUCAAGAAGACUAGCACGGUCCCUGCUGUCCACCAAAUGGAAGUCCACCCCUAUCUCCAGCAGAAGACAUUCAAUGAGUGGCUGAAGUCACAAGGAAUCCACGUCGUCCAAUUUAGUCCUCUGGGAAACAUGAACGAUUUCUACCGACAGACCGGCUGGUCCAAGGAAAUUGCCCACAUGAUGCGGGUUAUUGACCAGCCUAUUCUGAAGGAGAUCGGUGAGAAAUACGACAAGAGUCCUGUUCAGGUGGUGCUUGCUUGGGGCAUCAACAGUGGCCGCUCAGUCAUUCCUAAGAGUGUCGUGGAUUGGCAGAUUGAGCAGAAUCUUGAGGCUGACUUUGAACUGCAACCUGAAGACAUGGCUCAAAUCGCGACUUUGGAUGCCCAGGCUCGCUUUAAUGACCCAAGCUUGGACUACGAGUGGCGUCUGUAUAGUGAUUUAGAGGGCAUUGAUGGCACAAUGAGUGGACGAACCCAUUAG
Penicillium salamii is the source of this 1074-nucleotide messenger RNA. The record is from the annotation of a GenBank genome assembly. NCBI's taxonomy places the organism in Eukaryota, Fungi, Ascomycota, Eurotiomycetes, Eurotiales, Aspergillaceae.